This is a messenger RNA of Colius striatus (speckled mousebird), 3005 nucleotides long. It is a transcript of the gene TMPRSS2, whose product is annotated as transmembrane serine protease 2. Gene Ontology annotation, biological process: protein autoprocessing. The coding region runs from base 326 to 1780 and encodes 484 amino acids. The transcript is spliced from 15 exons. The record is from RefSeq and is a predicted model, not a curated record. Gene Ontology annotation, cellular component: membrane. NCBI's taxonomy places the organism in Eukaryota, Metazoa, Chordata, Aves, Coliiformes, Coliidae. Gene Ontology annotation, molecular function: protein binding; serine-type endopeptidase activity.
UCUCCCGCUGCUCCCCCCGCCGGCUAACUCCGCCCCGGCCGCAGCGGCUGUUCCCAGCUCGGUGUGCCGCCUUCCCUCCCGUCCCGUCGUCUCUCCGGCGGGGGUAGCCCCAGAACAAGGAACAAAAGUAUCAUCCUAGGGCUUGUUAUUUAUUCUUUAAGUCUGGGCAGAGCUACACUCCCCGACUCUGCUGUGAAGAGCUGAUUAAGAAUGGAUGCAACAUAAAGCAGAAGUCCUGAAGCCUUAGUCACCAAUCUGAUGGAUUUAUUGUUCACUCUUUACUUCCAAACACUUGAAUUGUUUCUGUACUGCUGACAAAGGAAAGAUGACCUCUACUGUAGGUCCACCGCCAUACUAUGAAAAUUCUGGCUUUCAGCCAGAAAAUGUCUAUUCUGCCAGGCAGCCUGUAGGUGCUAACCCAUACGCACAGUACUACUCAACAAGUGCUCCCUCAGUGCCAAGCUAUGUCCCAAGGGUGGAUACCCGUCAGUCCACUAGGCCAGUAGCACCUUCACCCGUGAGAACACGUGCAUCAAAUGUAAAGAAAAUCUUAAUCAUUAUAAUAUCCAUUUUAAUAGUAAUUUGUUGUGCAAUUGCUGCUUUCUUCAUCUGGUAUUUUGUACAGAGUGGUUGUCUCAACUCCUUAAUAGAGUGUGGAUCUUCAGGAGUAUGUGUGACAGCCUCGCAGUGGUGUGAUGGAGUGAAUGACUGCCCCAAUGGGGAAGAUGAAACCCGGUGUGUUAGACUUUUUGGACCAAACUUUACCCUGGAAGUUUAUUCACCUGUCAGUAAAUCCUGGUAUCCUGUUUGUCAAGAUGACUGGAAUGAUGAUUAUGGGAAGAUUGCCUGUAAAGACAUGGGCUACAGUGUAGAUACGUAUUAUUAUAGUCGAGGAAUAGUAACUGAAGUCAGCUCUAAAAUCUACAUGAAGAUAAACACAAGUGCUGGGAAUGCAGACUUGUACAAAAAGCUAUAUGCCAGUGAUUCCUGUACAUCAGGAAAUGUGGUUUCUCUGCGCUGCAUAGAGUGUGGCUUGUCCACAAAGAGCGUGAGCGCGAUGAACAGGAUUGUGGGGGGCAGCGUGGCAACACUGGGGCAGUGGCCAUGGCAGGUCAGCCUCCACGUGCAGGGCACCCACGUUUGCGGGGGCUCCAUCAUCACCCCGCAGUGGAUCGUCACAGCCGCGCACUGUGUGGAAGGACAACUUUCUGAGGCAUACAGAUGGAGUGUUUAUGCUGGGAUUCUGAAUCAAAAUAAGAUGGUCCUAGGAAAAGGAUACCAAGUGCAACUGGUGAUUUCCCAUCCAGAUUAUGAUACAGAUUCUAAAGACAAUGAUGUUGCCCUUAUGAAAUUGGAGACACCGCUGAGUUUUAAUGAUUCUGUACGACCAGUUUGUCUACCUAAUCCAGGAAUGAUGUUCCAGCCUAAUGAAGAGUGUUGGAUAUCUGGGUGGGGAGCAGAGUACCAAGGAGGUAAAACAUCAAAUAACUUGAAUUAUGCCAUGGUGCCCUUAAUAGAAUAUUCAACAUGUAAUUCUGUCUCUAUCUAUAAUGGCAUGGUUUUGCCUACAAUGAUCUGUGCUGGAAAGUUAGUAGGAGGGGUUGAUUCCUGUCAGGGUGACAGUGGAGGUCCACUAGUAACCAAGAAAAACUCCGUGUGGUGGCUGGUUGGAGAUACCAGCUGGGGAACUGGCUGUGCUAGUCCCAAUAGACCUGGAGUAUAUGGUAAUAUGACUGUGUUUACAGAUUGGAUUUAUAAAAAUAUGCAGGCAAAUAGAUGAUGACCCUAUUUGUGCUUCUUGCUGAUCGAUGUUUCUGAAAACAAGAAAAGAUGAAGCCAUGAGUUUCUGGGAUAUUUAUUCACUUUGCAGAUGAUUUUUUUUUCUCCUCUUUGAAUUUUCUUUUUAAAAAUAACAUGAAGGAUUGCACACUCGGUUCUGUGCUGGCUACAGUGACUGAUCUUAAUCAGUGAAGGAUUAUCACAAUGAGCACCUUUCUUCUUGUUGUGCCUGGCAGAAAGUCAUUGUCAACUGCUUGCUGAAAUGUCUGCCUUUAGUUGAGUAACUUCCACUUGAUAAUCAGAUAUAGGCUUAUAAUGGCAUUUUUAAUCAUAAUUUAAUUUAAGGUCUUCUUUGUGGGAUGCUGAGUCAGUUGGUUUAGUCGUGUUUUAAAUUAAAUGUUAAGUGAUGUGAAUGUUGAAUCUCUGAGCUGCUGGUUGGCAAUUUAAAAAGAAAUUAGUGGUUUUUUUGGUAUAUAUGAAGGGAUUUUUUUUCAUGCACUAUGGUAGAGACACAAACAAAAAAUACUGUAUAUUCAGGUAGUUAAAAAUCCUCAGGAUCUCAACACAGCAAGUCAUCCAAGUCAGAUUGUUCCAAGUGACACCGAUCUGACUGUCUCAGCAGUGAAUUAAAAAGUGCUGUUCUGCCUUAAGCUACUCAGAACCCAAAAAGGGCAAAACCUGCCGUCACUCUUGAUGUAGGCAAUGGAGAAGGAUGCUUUGGAGCUGUAGCAGGAAGUAUGGAGACGUCCCUGGCUGCACAUACGUCACAUUGAGGCUUAAACUCUCUCUGCUGGGAAAGGCAAAGGGCAAAGCUUUUCAGUAAGGCUGUGUUGUGACCGAUAGGCCUCAUUGCAGACAUGCAGAUGUACAGAGGCUUGGUGUUUUAUACAAAGAAACAUAAAUCUGCGUUUCCGUGUAACCAGGCGAACUACCUCAUUUGUUAAAUCUGGCUUUUAAUUCCUUAGAACUCUCCUUUAUGUAUUUGCAUAUAUGUUUUAGAAAAAGUGUAAUUAAUAUCAGAGUACCACCUCAACUAGGAUUUUGAAAAUAAUUUGUAAUCAUAGUAUGGAGGAUCAAAAAGCCAUACCAAGUCAUUGUUGUUGAGAAGGACAAAUCUUUUGAAUGAAAUGACUCUACUGGUCUUGUUUUCUCUUUUGGUACUGAAAUGCAAUUAUCUUGCAUGUAAACACUGCACCAAAUAAAUUUCCUUUUUUUUUUUUUACAAA